Molecule: messenger RNA, 521 nt
Organism: Vicia villosa (hairy vetch)
Lineage: Eukaryota; Viridiplantae; Streptophyta; Magnoliopsida; Fabales; Fabaceae
Exons: 2
Coding region: 54-404 (116 amino acids)
Source: RefSeq, a predicted model, not a curated record
AACUAUAAAUAUCAAAGGAUUUUUAACCAUAAUAUACUCCUAUUUUAUCAAAUAUGAAAACCAAAUAUUUGAUCUCCAUGUUCUUUCAUUAUGCCCUCUUUAUGAUAUUUGUCGGGGCAAUUGAGUCGUUUAAAGAUGAGAAACAAUUUGGUGAAGCAAAAGAAUUUCAAAUUGAAACUGUGCUACUUUAUAGGAGACCAUGGAUAUAUUGGCGUGACGAUCCAGAAACACCUAAGGAGUAUAAAGGAGAAAACAAAGGUGAACAUGAGUCUAGUGGAGCAGGUGCACAAGAAGAGAGUGAACAAAAUGGAGUUGUAAAAGACAAAAGAAUUGAACUAGAUGGAGAACAUGAUAAUGAUAAUAAUAUAAAAGGACAAGGGGGGUUUAUCUACAAAAAGUAUUGAUCAUUUUUCCUAAAUAAAUAUUAUUUUCACCUACAUCCUUUGAUUCAGAUAUCUUUUAAUUGUAUCAUUUUUAUCCCAAAUAAACCAAUAUUAUAUCGUUUAAAAAUGUAUCUAUAA